Molecule: messenger RNA, 969 nt
Organism: Aedes albopictus (Asian tiger mosquito)
Lineage: Eukaryota; Metazoa; Arthropoda; Insecta; Diptera; Culicidae
Exons: 1
Coding region: 1-969 (322 amino acids)
Source: RefSeq, a predicted model, not a curated record
AUGGCAAGUCGAAAGACGAAGAAGUUAGCGGAGGAUAAGCUGAUUCUCAAGCGGGUGUUGGCAACACGAGAUGUGGUGGAAGGAUUCGUGAAGGAGUACGAUCAUGAACGGGACGUCGGUGAAGUUGCUGUGCGUUUGGAGACGCUCAACAGGACAAACAGGGAGUUCCUGCAUAUCCAGUCCGAAAUCGAGAAGUUAGACUCCGAGGAGAACUUCGACCAACACAUGACGGUGCGGAACGAUUUCGAGAAUCGCUUCUGCAGGUUGAAGGCCUUUCUCCUCGCCAAGAAAUCAACGGAGCGGAGUCAACCGCUUCUAAACUCAACAAUGGCGUCAUCAACCUUUGGACCGCAGCAUAACGCAUCCAGUUUCCAACAUCGCUUGCCGAAAAUCGACCUGCCGAAAUUCUCUGGAGACGAAUCACGCUGGAUUUCGUUCCGCGACAGCUUCCUAUCCAUGAUCCACGGCAAUGUGGAUAUCCCAACGGUGAACAAGUUGCAAUACCUCCUGCAGUCAUUGGAAGGAGAAGCCAGGAAGCCGUUCGAGAGUGUCGACAUCCAAGCGGACAAUUACGCUUCAAACUGGGACGCGCUCAUGAAGCGAUACGAUAACAAGCGGUUUUUGCGGAAGGAGUUGUUCCGACGGUUGUUCGAACUCUCAUCGAUGAAGCGCGAGUCAGCACAGGAGCUGAACACUCUGGUGGAUGAUUUCCAGCGGCACGUGAAGGCUCUGGGGAAACUCGGUGAACCAAUUCAUCAUUGGGACACCCCGCUGACAUUCAUCCUCUGCAACAAGCUCGAUCUCUAUACGUUGCGUGCCUGGGAGCAGGAAACUCGACAGAAAGACGAGGUCAAGUAUGAUGAACUGAUCGAGUUCCUCACGCAACAAGUCCGUAUGUUGAAGUCAGUAGCGAGUGAUCUCCAGUAUCGUUCCCAAGGGCCCAGCAUCAAGGUGGCCGGCCCGACUUAG